GUAACGGAUCUUCUGCAGAAAUCAGUGCAUAGAUACAGUAUCUGAAGGAUCAAAGUGUUGAAAAUCAAUUAAAAGAUGGACGAGGCUUCUGGCACGACGACAACCGAUGGCAAGUCCCUGGAUGAGGCGCCGGUGGCCGCAGGACUGGAGCCCACACAGCCGAUCGGCUUCCUGCAGCUCUUCCGCUUCUCCACCUGCGGGGAGAUCGCGUGGCUCUUCUUUGGGUUCCUCAUGUGCUGCGUCAAGGCGUUGACCCUGCCCGCAGUGGUCAUCAUUUACAGCGAGCUCACAGCACCCUCUCCGCUGCCACGAACAUCACCACGCUGUCGUUUCCCUUCACGAUGGCCAACAGCAGCGGCGGCGGGUACACCAUUCCCACGGGGACCCUGAGCAUCCUUCCCAUCGCGGCGAACGCCCAGCUGCCGACCAUCACGACAACGGCCAGUGGCUACGAGCCCAAUGACGUCAUCACCACGAUCCCCGUCUCGCUCUCCAUUCAGCGCUUCCCCUCGUCCCUGUCCAUCGUGGACCUGGCCCAGGAGCAGGACGGCUACAGCAACAGUGGCUCCAGCAACGGCAUGA
This is a messenger RNA of Drosophila miranda, 582 nucleotides long. Its product is annotated as multidrug resistance protein homolog 65-like. NCBI's taxonomy places the organism in Eukaryota, Metazoa, Arthropoda, Insecta, Diptera, Drosophilidae. Gene Ontology annotation, cellular component: membrane. Gene Ontology annotation, molecular function: ATP binding. The record is from RefSeq and is a predicted model, not a curated record. The transcript is spliced from 3 exons. Bases 76 to 390 code for a protein of 104 amino acids.